CAGCUGAACCAUCUGCAGGACAAGCUAAAAGCCCAGCAAGACGCACAUGCACCAGUUCCUCUUGACGGUCGGAGCAAUGGGAGCUGUCUGGGUUUUUCUUUCUUGUGUCCUGACUGUUUGGCUCGCCAAAGGAUCUUGUUGGCCAGCUGUCGGCACAAAUGAAAGACAUGAUGAUGGUAUGCAGAACAAAGCGACAGAUCCCAAUGACAUCUCUAUAAAGAAGGCCCUGGCUCUUCUCCAGUCAAUGGAGUCCAUGUUGGAGAAACAAUCUGGGGAAGUACAACUGGAAACCAAUGAAGUGGAAGCUGAGGCUUCAGUUGGCCACCUGAAGCUUGUUCAGAAGCCCUCAAAGAAUCCAUUCAAGCUCAACUCAAAACCUCAGGCUGACAGCGACGGCCACAACGCCACGUCCAGCGACGGCCACAACUCGACUGUGAGUGAAGGCCACAACGCCACGUCCAGCCGAAUGCACGGGGGCGGCUACGGGCUGGGCUACGGGCUGGGCUACAGGCACGACUACAGUCACAACGACACGGCCCGGUACGACUACAGUCACAACGACACGGCCCGGUACGACUACAGUCACAACGACACGGCCCGGUACGACUACAGUCACAACGACACGGCCCGGUACGACCUUGGCCACAACGACACGGCCCGGUACGACUACAGUCACAACGACACGGCCCGGUACGACUACAGGCACAACGACACUGCCCGGUACGACUACAGGCACAACGACACUGCCCGGUACGACUACAGGCACAACGACACUGCCCGGUACGACUACAGGCACAACGACACGGCCCGGUACGACUACAGUCACAACGACACGGCCCGGUACGACUACAGUCACAACGACACGGCCCGGUACGACUACAGCCACAACGACACGGCCCGGUACGACUACAGCCACAACGACACGGCCCGGUACGACCUCGGCCACAACGACACCGCCCGGUACGACCUUGGCCACAACGACACGGCCCGGUACGACCUCGGCCACAACGACACCGCCCGGUACGACCUUGGCCACAAUGACACGGCCCGGAUGGACCUCGGCCACAACGACACGGCCCGGAUGGACCUCGGCCACAACGACACGGCCCGGAACGACCUCGGCCACAAUGACACGGCCCGGAUGGACCUCGGCCACAAUGACACGGCCCGGUACGACCUUGGCCACAAUGACACGGCCCGGUACGACCUCGGCCACAACGCCACGGCCCGGCACGACCUGGGCCACAACGCCACGGCCCGGCACGACCUCGGCCACAACGCCACGGCCCGGCACGACCUCGGCCACAACGCCACGGCCCGGCACGACCUCGGCCACAACGCCACGGCCCGGCACGACCUCGGCCACAACGCCACGGCCCGGAACGACGUCGGCCACAAUGACACGGCCCGGUACGACCUUGGCCACAAUGACACGGCCCGGAACGACGUCGGCCACAACGACACGGCCCGGUACGACCUUGGCCACAAUGACACGGCCCGGUACGACCUCGGCCACAACGACACGGCCCGGAUGGACCUCGGCCACAACGACACGGCCCGGUACGACCUCGGCCACAACGCCACGGCCCGGAACGACGUCGGCCACAACGACACGGCCCGGUACGACCUUGGCCACAAUGACACGGCCCGGAUGGACCUCGGCCACAACGACACGGCCCGGAUGGACCUCGGCCACAACGACACGGCCCGGCACGACCUCGGCCACAACGCCACGGCCCGGCACGACCUCGGCCACAACGCCACGGCCCGGAUGGACCUCGUCCACAACGACACGGCCCGGAUGGACCUCGUCCACAACGACACGGCCCGGAUGGACCUCGUCCACAACGACACGGCCCCGGAUGGACCUCGUCCACAACGACACGGCCCGGUAUGACUUUGUCCAUUGAGAGGUCAUUGAAGUUGGAAUGGAUUCUGGGUUCUGGGAUCUGUGCAAGAGUUAAUUUUGCAUCUGUGAUGUUUCUGCCUGUAUCCAUUUUAUCUGUCUCCGCUUUAAAUAAAAUGUUAAAUUCAUACACUC
Notolabrus celidotus (New Zealand spotty) is the source of this 2041-nucleotide messenger RNA. RefSeq lists its product as uncharacterized. The record is from RefSeq and is a predicted model, not a curated record. The transcript is spliced from 5 exons. The coding region runs from base 47 to 1897 and encodes 616 amino acids. Lineage: Eukaryota; Metazoa; Chordata; Actinopteri; Labriformes; Labridae.